GGUAGCAUUAUACAUACCCUUUACCAACAAGAAACCAAGUGUGUUUUCAUAGAUUCGCCGUUCAUUAUGGCAUCUGCUCCCAUUGUAUUAGAUAAUGGUACUGGAUUUGUCAAGGUCGGGUACGCCAAAGACAACUUUCCGCGUCACCAAUUUCCUUCAAUUGUAGGUAGACCAAUUUUGCGUGCUGAAGAGAAAACAGGAGAUAUUCAAAUCAAAGAUGUUAUGGUCGGUGAUGAGGCAGAGGCGGUGAGAUCACUCUUGCAAGUGAAGUAUCCCAUGGAAAAUGGUAUUAUCCGCGAUUUUGAAGAAAUGAAUAAUUUAUGGGACUAUACAUUUUAUGACAAGCUAAAAAUUGACACAAAUGGCCAAAAGAUUUUGUUAACCGAACCUCCAAUGAAUCCCGUUGCGAACCGUGAAAAAAUGUGCGAAACUAUGUUUGAGCGAUACAACUUUGGUGGUGUCUAUGUCGCCAUUCAAGCUGUAUUGUCCCUUUACGCACAGGGUUUGAGUAGCGGUGUGGUUGUUGAUUCCGGUGAUGGUGUCACACAUGUUGUUCCCGUUUACGAAAGUGUUGUCUUGAAUCACCUUGUGGGCCGUUUAGACGUUGCAGGAAGAGACGCUACUCGAUACCUUAUUAAUUUGCUUUUACGAAAAGGAUAUGCUUUUAAUCGUACCGCUGAUUUUGAAACUGUCCGUGAGAUGAAAGAAAAGCUUUGUUAUGUUAGUUACGAUCUCGAGCUUGAUCAUAAGCUCAGUGAAGAGACCACUGUUUUAAUGCGUAACUAUACUUUGCCAGAUGGACGGGUUAUCAAAGUUGGCUCAGAACGUUUUGAAUGCCCCGAAUGCUUAUUUCAACCUCACCUUGUUGGUAGCGAACAGCCCGGUCUAAGUGAAUUUAUCUUCGAUACAAUUCAAGCUGCUGAUGUUGAUGUACGCAAGUACCUAUACCGCGCUAUUGUUCUUUCAGGUGGUAGUAGUAUGUAUGCUGGAUUACCUUCUCGUUUGGAGAAAGAGAUUAAGCAACUCUGGUUCGAUCGUGUGCUUCAUGGUGAUCCAUCUCGUUUGCCAAAUUUUAAGGUGAAAAUUGAGGAUGCUCCACGCCGUCGCCAUGCCGUGUUUAUUGGUGGUGCCGUGUUGGCUGAUAUUAUGGCUCAGAAUGAUCAUAUGUGGGUUUCAAAACAAGAAUGGGAAGAGUAUGGUGCCCGCGCUCUUGACAAACUGGGACCUCGUACUACCUAAAUGUGAAUUCUUUUGAUGUAUCUUUUUGCUUUUUUCUUUGUCUUGAGAGAAAAACCUUGUGUCCAAAACGUCUUUACCUUUCUUUUUUACGAAUGAUGUGUAGUUGCAUCUGUCUUUUGCUCUAAGAUCUAAGAUCGUUAAAAUAUCAACUUUCUAUUUCCCCUGUGUAAUUUUUCAUCGAUCUGACACUAGCGUUUCCUUAGUUUCAAGUAUUGAGGCGUAUAUAGAUUUAAUGACCAAAUUACUAUUAUGAUUACAAACUUUUACGAUGGGAACACUGCUAUCGAGUUGAUUAAGAAACACGUUUGCUUUGAUAGCAAUCCGGCAUGCUACUAUAAACAUUCAACUCAAUCAAUCACUUACAAUUGUAAUAAAGAUUAAAGUACUAAACAACGCCCAUAUACUUUACUUUUUUUUAGGGAAAAAGAUUAGUAAUGUAUGCAUUAAAACAUCAUAAGAAAGAAAUAAAAAUAAAGAAAUCAUCAGUGCAAAAGAAAUAAAUAGAUAAAAAAAAACGAACCGAGAAAAAAUUGACAGAAAA
Messenger RNA from Schizosaccharomyces octosporus yFS286, 1780 nucleotides. RefSeq names its product ARP2/3 actin-organizing complex subunit Arp2. The transcript has 2 exons. Gene Ontology annotation, molecular function: actin filament binding. The coding region runs from base 67 to 1239 and encodes 390 amino acids. The record is from RefSeq and is a predicted model, not a curated record. Gene Ontology annotation, biological process: Arp2/3 complex-mediated actin nucleation. Gene Ontology annotation, cellular component: actin cortical patch; Arp2/3 protein complex. Lineage: Eukaryota; Fungi; Ascomycota; Schizosaccharomycetes; Schizosaccharomycetales; Schizosaccharomycetaceae.